GGGCUUCCUCUUUCAGGCUUGGUCACCACUGCAGCAACCAUCAUCGUGGGACAUUUGGGUGAGAGGCAAUUGGCGGCCGUUGGAUUGGCCAUCAGCCUGGCUAACGUCUCAGGCUACACGGUGCUGGUCGGGCUUUCAUCCACACUGCAGACCACGGCUGGACAAGCCUAUGGCGCCAAGAACUUCGAAGAAGUGUGCUUAAGCCUUCAAAGAUGUCUGUUACUGUGUACCGUCGUCCUUGUUGUCGUUGGGGUGCUGUGGCUGAACAGCAAGUCUUUCCUCAUAGCCACAGGGCAGGAGGAGGCAGUUGCAGACCUCGCGGCGAGCUAUUUACUGUAUCUUUUCCCAGGUCUUUGUUGUUACAUGGUAACGAUAUGUCUGGAGAAUUGGCUGGCAGCGCAGCGGAUAACCACUGUACAAGGGACUGGCGGGUUAAUCCUCUUGACCGGCUUCGUGCCGUUGUGCUGGAUCUUGGUGCAGCCACUUCACAUGGAAACCAAGGGUGCUGCCAUCGCGACAUCGCUGGGACAUCUGUUCUUGAUGCUGUGGAUGGUUGGUCAGACCUUUAUCGCCAUCCGCUCUUCCCUAACGAUGUCAUGGCAGGGCCUCUCGCGCCGAGCUUUCACGGAUUGGUGCCCUUUCCUCCACCUGGCAGUGCCGAGCCUCUUUGUCAUCUCGAAGCGCUGGGCCACGGAGAUUAUCGUCCUGCUGUCCGGGACCCUGCCAGACCCCGAAGCCAAUUUGGCAGCCAUGACGAUCUUUGCCAACACUUGCGCGAUUCUAUCAAUGCCGCCCCUGAGCUUGGGAUGUGCAGGGAACACCCGCGUCAGCAACGAGCUGGGUGCCGGCUGCCCCUGGGCGGCGCACUUUGCAGCCAAAGUCAACUACAGUUUGGGGCUCUGCCUGGCCUCGCUGCUCUCUGCCGCGAUCCUGGCGGGUCGCUGCCUGUGGAUUCACUUCAUCACCUGCGAGAGGGAGGUCGAGGACCACACCAAGCACAUUUUGGUCAUCUGUCCGCUGUAUGUGGCCCUGGACUGCAUGUGCACAGUGACGAAUGGUGCUUUGAAGGGAUGUGGGCGUCAGCUGCUGCUGGCGCCGGUGGUCCUGGCUUCAUACUUUCUCAUCGGCAUACCGUCUGCUUGGCUCUUUGCGUGGCCAGGCCACAUGAGUGCCAAGGGCUUAGCCCUUGGAUCCUCUGUUGGGACCUUUGCUCACUGCGUGGCCGUCUCGGUCAUUCUGUGGACCACGAAUUGGGUGCUUAUGUCGAGGGCAGCCAGGGUUGUGUCCACAGAGGACAACUGUUCCGGUACCUGCAGGAGCAGUGGUACGGAGACUGACGUCUCCGGAGACUGUUCGUGGUUUAGCUUUGAUUGCUUCGAAGGCUGCAAGCUUUCGGAGGUCUCUAGCUGCGACUGGAAGGAAGAUGAGGGCAGAGAGCCAGACGCCCGGCGGAGCGUCCGCCAGGAGAUGCUGGAUCAAUUGCGUUUAGCGGCGCCCAUCUGCCUCGGCCUCUUGGCCAACCGGUUCAUGGCCACGACCUCCACGGUGAUUGUUGGUCACUUGGGCGAGAAGGAGCUCGCAGCUGUAGGGCUCGCCGUCAGCUUGGCAAACGUCUCGGGCUACAGCAUCUUGGUGGGGAUCGCGACCACGCUGCAGACCACAACUGGGCAAGCUUUUGGAGCCCGAAAUUUCGAAGAGGUUUCUUUAAGUCUACAGCGAUGUACUCUGCUUUGCCUCGUCAUGCUGGGCCUGAUCGCCGCACUCUGGCUGAGCAGUGAACCACUGCUUCUGGCUGUGGGACAAGAGAAAGCCGUGGCUGCCCUUGCUGCGAGAUAUCUGAAGUAUCUGCUGCCGGGGGUGUGCUGCUACCUCGUCACGCAGUGCUCUCAGAACUGGUUGGCAGCCCAGCGCAUGACAGGCGUCCAGGCAACUGGAGGUCUUAUCUUGGCCGCAGUCUAUCUGCCCCUCUGCUGGGCCCUUGUCCACCCUCUGAAGCUAGGCUUCAUCGGUGCAGCUGUCGCAACAUCCCUGAGCAACGCAAUCCUCGCCUCAUGGAUGGUCUUUAGAACUUGUCGAGCUCUUCGAAGCGAACUGCCGAGAUCUUGGCAAGGCUUCUCCAGAUUGGCCUUCACGCGCUGGUCCCCGUUCCUAAAGCUGGCAGUGCCCAACUUUCUGAUGAUCUCAGAGUGGUGGGCUUCUGAAAUCAUUGUCCUGAUGUCCGGCACGCUUCCCGAAGCAGAGGUGAGCCUGACCGCGAUGGCUGUAUUCGCGAACACCUGCUCCAUCUGCUUUAUGCCGCCCUUGAGCUGGGGCAUGGCAGCGAACACCCGCGUCAGCAACGAGUUGGGUGCUGGACGGCCGCGUGCUGCCAAGUUUGCCUCGCAGGUGAACUUCUGUUCUGCCCUAUGCAUGGUCGUCACUAUCGCUCUCGGGGUGCUCCUGGGUCGCAGAGCCUGGCUCCGGCUCUUCACUUCGGAGCUCGAGGUGCUGGAUUAUGCUGAUCCAAUCAUGUCAAUCUGCUCGAUUUACGUUGCCCUGGAUGGCAUGUGCACU
Messenger RNA from Symbiodinium sp. CCMP2456, 2553 nucleotides. Lineage: Eukaryota; Dinophyceae; Suessiales; Symbiodiniaceae. The record is from the annotation of a GenBank genome assembly.